GAUAUCCAGCUCAGUAAGACAAAAUUAGCAUCCUUGCAGUAUGUAUUGGUGUACCUAAAAACACGCAACAUCAUGACAUCACUCUCUACCCACACUGAUAAAGAAAAAUUAACCAUACUGACCGCACAGACAUCAACUUCUACAAAAGAGAAGGCGUGUAUUAGUGCUCAAACACAAUUCAUUACUUCGACUUAA
This is a messenger RNA of Racocetra persica, 195 nucleotides long. The record is from the annotation of a GenBank genome assembly. Lineage: Eukaryota; Fungi; Glomeromycota; Glomeromycetes; Diversisporales; Gigasporaceae.